UUAAAAACAGUAUGAAGCAGCUUCAACGGAGCUUCCGACAACUAAUUUUAAGCAUGGCUGUCUAGCGUGCCUGUCACUCCUAUUGUCCUUCCAAACUCUUUCAGACAUUUUGAGCAAGGAGUAUUAAAGCUAUGAGUUAGCAAGGGUUGUGACAUUAAUGGUGUACAAAGGCUUUAGGCACGAGAGGUAACGAUGAUUACCGUGGCUACUUGGAAGACUGCACUGGAUCGCUGUCAUUAAAAAUUAAGCGUGGCUUUUGAGGAAGAUGUGACAACUACCGGAGGUCUUUUCGCCAUCCCUCCAGGACUUCCACCAUAAGGAAAGGAGCCCCUGGACCACCAUCCUCUAAGAUGUUCAUAUGGACCAGUGGCCGGACUUCCUCAUCUUACAGACACGAUGAGAAAAGAAAUAUCUACCAAAAAAUCAGGGACCACGACCUCCUGGACAAAAGGAAAACUGUCACAGCACUGAAGGCCGGAGAGGACCGAGCCAUUCUCCUGGGACUGGCUAUGAUGGUGUGCUCCAUCAUGAUGUACUUCCUUCUGGGAAUCACACUCCUGCGCUCAUAUAUGCAGAGUGUAUGGACUGAAGAGACUCAAUGUACCUUGCUGAAUGCGUCGAUCACGGAGACAUUUAAUUGCUCCUUCAGUUGUGGGCCAGACUGCUGGAAACUCUCUCAGUACCCCUGCCUCCAGGUGUACGUGAACCUGACUUCUUCCGGGGAGAAGCUCCUUCUCUACCACACUGAAGAGACGAUGAAAAUCAAUCAGAAGUGUUCCUACAUACCCAAGUGUGAAAAAAGUUUUGAAGAGUCCAUGUCCCUGGUGAACGUCGUCAUGGAAAACUUCAGGAAGUACCAGCACUUCUCUUGCUAUUUUGACCCGGAAGGAAACCAGAAGAAUGUCAUUCUAACCAAACUCUACAGUUCCAACGUGCUGUUCCACUCACUCUUCUGGCCCACUUGCAUGAUGGCCGGGGGCGUGGUGAUCGUGGCCAUGGUGAAACUCACACAGUACCUCUCCCUGCUCUGUGAGAGGAUCCAGCGGAUCAAUAGAUAAAAGCGAACAUGGAUGAAAUAGUUUUCUUUAAAGCUCAAAUACUGUUUUCUUUCAUUCUUCACCAAAGAACCUUAAGUUUGUAACGUGCAGUCUGUUAUAAGUUCCUUAAUAUAUUAUUAUAUGUAGAGCAAUAAUGCAAAAGCUGUUCUAUAUGCAAACAUGAUGUCUUUAUUAUUCAGGAGAAGAAACACUGUUUUGUGUUGGUUGGUUCUUUCCAUAGUCUUGUUUUGUUGCUGGAACUAGUGUGUCCUUCCUUCCUUCCGCCAAAAUGGGGCUCAGUUAUUUAUUUGCCAAGCUAUAUGGAAGAAUGUAGCAACAUCAAUGUGCUAAGGUCUGUGUUCUGAGGUAUCAGAUCUCUUAAAGACAAGAUUUUUCAUCAUUAAUUGUUUACUAAAGCUAUAGCCAAAAAUAUUUUUUCCCUUUCUGAAUCAAAUUGAGCCCUGUAGCAAGUGAAGGGACUGGAUUUUCUAAUUAAAGGGUGUUAAGCAUUUUCCUUGUAUUUUUACCAUGUGACUAAAAAGAAGGGAAAUCUAGCCAGUUACUUUUCUUUCAUUACUUUUUAUUCACAACUUUAGAUUUUUUAAACUGAUUUCCAAAAAUAAAAAAUAAAAAAAAUAAGCUUUUCUCAUUAGCUAAUUCUGUAGUUGCUUCCUAUGAUUUAAAUAGAAAAUUAAGAGCCCUUUUCCAUUUUAAGACCCGCUACUGUGUGAAGAGAUGAUACUGACAAAGGAUUCAUUAUCUUUGGACUGAGUGAAUGUUGGUGGGUGCUCCUCUAAGACACAGGAACAUCUGUGGUACUAAGAUAUUUGCGUGAAAAUCUUUAUUCCAUCUCAACUGAACUGUUUGAUGGUACAAAUUAAGAUGCCGUUUGCUGGUAAAGACUGGUGAACUGGUUUCAAUGGGUAAAUCUACUGUGGUAACUUAACAUAUUGGAAUUAUUCUUCGGGAAUUUAUGAUUAAGUUAAGGAAUGUGUAGUCUGUCCUCUGACAAGUGUUCUCUGUCAGGACUUUAAAGCUAUGUACACAGAAUAUUUGUCUCCUCUACAUGUUUUAUUUUUCUAUUUAUAAUUCCCCUUUUUUGUUGUUAUAUUUUAUACACAGAAAAGACCUUUUUCUUAACACACAUUUGAACUGAAUAACAGAUUUAAAGGAAGCCUUUCUUCACAUUGCUAUUUACUUAUUGUAUUUGGGGGGGAAAUGAGGGAUUCGUUUUAAAUAAAAACAUUCCAUCUUUUAUUUCCUAUCACUGUCAAAAGGAGAAGACAAACAUCUAUCUUUCUCAUCUAUAUUUAAGUACCUUUUUGUAAUGUAGUAUCAAAGUUUUUUAGGUAUUGCAAAAUUUUACAAAUCACUUGUGGAAUGAAUGGCAAAAAUAAUCUGAUGAUGUAAAAAUUAUUCUGCAAUAUUG
This is a messenger RNA of Sciurus carolinensis (gray squirrel), 2466 nucleotides long. RefSeq names its product potassium calcium-activated channel subfamily M regulatory beta subunit 2 (gene Kcnmb2). NCBI's taxonomy places the organism in Eukaryota, Metazoa, Chordata, Mammalia, Rodentia, Sciuridae. Gene Ontology annotation, biological process: detection of calcium ion; potassium ion transport. The record is from RefSeq and is a predicted model, not a curated record. Gene Ontology annotation, molecular function: potassium channel regulator activity; calcium-activated potassium channel activity. The transcript has 5 exons. Gene Ontology annotation, cellular component: voltage-gated potassium channel complex; membrane. Bases 351 to 1058 code for a protein of 235 amino acids.